Molecule: messenger RNA, 1294 nt
Organism: Sphaeroforma arctica JP610
Lineage: Eukaryota; Ichthyosporea; Ichthyophonida
Exons: 7
Coding region: 134-1294 (386 amino acids)
Source: RefSeq, a predicted model, not a curated record
AUAGGAACAUGGGCCGGACUUUAAACGCAUUUCCACCACCGAGGAGCCUUCAGAGGACAAAGCCAGCCCCUACGCCGUUAACACCAACAUAGAGAGUGUGCUCACCGGAAGUUCGGCACUUGCACUCAGCACCAUGCCUGGUGGGGUUGCAGCGGAACAGUAUAUCGAUGGUUCAAGUAGGCCAGUGUCGCAAUUCAGCCGCGUGGGAGUGCAUUUCCGCAACAACGAUGGUACACCGUUGCCCGACGGACACGCGUCUACAGCGCGAGCGUUCUGUCCUCAGUCGCACUUCUUCAUGUACACACAGGUAGCACCCCCCCAGCGGAUAACAGGCAUAGGCCAGACACCACCCAUACAAGGCAACGGCGAGCGAGAAAAGGGCGGGAAGCACUUUGCGCACUCCAAAGCUUCAUUCAAAUCCGAGCAGACGCUCAAACCGACCGGAAUGGGUCUUGGAUCUUCGCACACCAACUUAGCUACAAUUGGAUCCGAAUCGGGGUUGAACGAUAGAGCAGAAAGUGUUAAAUUUAAGCCAAUCAAAUCACCCGGAAAAAGGCAUUCCAGCUCAAAUUCAGCCACAGCCAUGACCCGCGGAACGUCAAGUACAAGCGAUACUCAGGGACUCAGCACCAGUCAUACCGGCACCAGUUCAGCAACCGCCAGGAGGGUACAGAGUACCUUGUUACCCGUCUCAACCAGCGGCAGCACAACCAUAAACUCUAGCAACUCCAACAUGAACGCCUCCGCCAAUCAAACCGCUUCAAAUACUCCCGUCGCCAACCCCUCAGCCAAUGAAAGCGACACGAAUGCCAAUGCCGAGGAUCCGUAUCCCCACACUGUCUACUGUGUCGCCGUGCCCGUGACGGUGGCCAAUAAUAUGAUGUCUAUUUAUAGCGUGUGCUUCUCGUUUUUCAUUCGCGGAGACUUGUUGAGUAGGUACGCCGAGGGCGCUGGAGGAACCGACCAGACGGGCAUUGUACUAGGCGUCAGUGACCAGAGUAUGCACUGGGAAGACAUUCCUGCAGGCAAUAUCAGGGGGAAGGUGGUGGGCCUCAAAGAGCCUUUCAUUAUGUUCUCUCUGCAAAGCUUCUCCGAAGAAAGCACCACACCCACACUAGACGGUGUGGUGUUGGGCCUGGCAAACGAAGAAACCAUCCUACAGGUACUUAGAGACAUCCUGCCGGUUUCAGACAACGCGUUUGGCGAAGAGUGCAUGUUGCUACACACCUCCAACUCCUCCCAGCCUAUUGCAGAUAACAGGCUGUUCCUCUCUAAGGUAGGGGUUAGAAAUUAG